Molecule: messenger RNA, 1933 nt
Organism: Aaosphaeria arxii CBS 175.79
Lineage: Eukaryota; Fungi; Ascomycota; Dothideomycetes; Pleosporales
Product: acetyl-CoA synthetase-like protein
Exons: 2
Coding region: 139-1875 (578 amino acids)
Molecular function (GO): long-chain fatty acid transmembrane transporter activity; long-chain fatty acid-CoA ligase activity
Source: RefSeq, a predicted model, not a curated record
AUCAAACAGGACCUGCGAGUCUUAAAGAAACGGAAACAGGCCCUGCAAUGGUACAGUGAGCUAGGUGCGUUCUCUCGAAGAGAUAUCAUUACGAAUAUCUACUACGACUGGUGGACAUUGAGGAAAUAGCUAAUCCCAAUGACAGAAAAACGCAACCUCAUCUCUCCGUGGUAUUCAUUUGUAGGACACGUGCCCAAGCAUCCCAAUGAAGAAUGCAUCUGGUCGCGGGAAAAGAGUUAUACAUGGCAAGAAACGCACGAUCGCGCUAUCCAAUGGGCGCAGUUCUUCCUGUCCAAGGGCGUAACCCCAGGUGACAUGGUCGGCACGUAUUUGAUGAACUCCGCGGACUUCCUAGUGAUAUGGCUGGGACUAUUCUGCAUCGGAUGCGCUCCUGCAAUGUUGAAUUACAAUCUCAAAGGCGACGCCCUCAUCCACUGUCUCAAGAUUGCUGGGGUGAAGUUGGUGCUUGUCGACGUCGACCCGGAAUGCCGCGAGAGGUUCGAAGCAAGCCGUGACAGAGUCGAGAAUGAGUUGAACGUUACGCCGUACUUGGUCGACGACGAGCUGCUAUCGUCUAUAUACGCCGGCAAAGUAGAAUUGCCAGGUGAUGAGUUCCGAGCGCGAGUGACUGGACCUUCCCCAUCUUGUCUGCUCUACACAUCCGGCACCACGGGGCUCCCAAAGGCAGGCAUGUACACCAUUGCACGGUUCCACGAGCGCGGGAACCCAGAAAACCUUUCCUUCGAUCAGAAGGCCGGACCGGACGGCGACAGGUGGUACUGCUGUAUGCCUUUGUUUCACGGCACAGGCGGGCUUUCCACCAUGGGCGCGCUCACAAGCGGACUAUCCGCUGCGGUAGGUCGCAAGUUCUCCGUGUCCACCUUCUGGAACGACAUCCACGACUCCCGGUCCACCAUCUUUGUCUAUGUCGGCGAGGCCGCGCGUUACCUCCUCAUGGCACCUCCCCACCCGCUCGAGCGUGACCACCCACGCCUACGAGGCAUGUUUGGCAACGGCAUGCGGCCAGACGUCUGGGCGAAGUUCAAAGACCGCUUCGACGUCCCGGAAGUCAUUGAAUUCUUCAAUUCGACGGAGGGCGUUCUCGCCCUUGUGAUCCAUUCGAAAGGACCCUUCACCGAAAGCUGCGUUGGACAACACGGCCUCGUCCUCCGGCGUCUUCUGCAUGACACCCUCGUGCCCGUGGCCAUCGACGCGGAAACAGGCGACCUUCUCCGGGACCCAGAGACCGGCUUCGUGAAGCGGAACUCGUACACUGACGGCGGCGAGAUCCUCGUCAAUGUGCCCAGCGAGGCGGCCUUCGCUGGCUAUCACAACAACCCGACCGCGACGGCGAAGAAAUUCGAGCGCAAUGUCUUCAAAAAGGGCGACUUGUACUACCGCUCCGGAGAUGCCCUUCGCCGCGACGACGACGGCCGCUGGUUCUUCCUCGAUAGGCUCGGUGACACGUACCGCUGGAAAUCUGAGAACGUGUCCACCGCUGAGGUUGCCGAAGUAUUGGGACGUUACCCCGGAAUCUCGGAGGCGAUGGUGUACGGUGUGCUUGUGCCCCGACACGACGGGAGGGCAGGCUGCGUGGCAUUGAGGUUCGACUCCGCCGUUGCGUCGGCUGAUACGUUCGACUGGACUGCGUUUCUGGCGUACGCAAGGAGCAAGUUGCCGAGAUAUGCGGUGCCUCUUUUUGUGCGCCUUGUGUCUGAGUCCAGUCGGACAGACAACCAGAAGCAGAACAAGAGUCCGUUGAAGGACGAGGGGAUCGAGCUGGAGAGGUACGGCGAGAAGGUAGCUGAUGGAAAGACCGAUGUCGUGCUUUGGGUUAGGCCUGGCGGGGAAACACACAUAUAUACGCGCACAUAGUAGAACCGUGGAAGCAUUUGUCCAAUUUAACAACGCCAAUCUGCAAAGGCCCGGCCAC